Messenger RNA from Striga hermonthica, 906 nucleotides. Lineage: Eukaryota; Viridiplantae; Streptophyta; Magnoliopsida; Lamiales; Orobanchaceae. The record is from the annotation of a GenBank genome assembly.
AUGGAGCAGAGCAAAACCACAAUUACCCAAAUCUCCCUGCUAGCUUCCGCCACGAAGGACGAAAUCGCCGUCGCCCAACUCCUGCUCGAUCUCAGAACGCUUCUCUCGUUAACCGAAUCCCUGGCGAGUUUCAAUUGGGGCCGCCGGAGGAGGAGAUCUUGCCUGGACGAGAAUCCGUCGCCGGGACUCGAGAUCAAGGAGACGAGGCCGCGAAUCGAGGCGGCGGCGGUGGGGAAGAGCAUCGGCGGCGGCGGCGGCGGCGGCGGCAGCCCCACCACGCCGCUGUCUUUCUCCCCGAGCGAGUCCGACGAUAAAUCCAAGUGCAGGAGAACAACUCCGAAGAAAAGGGGAAGGGAUGAAUAUUUUGAUGCCAUUGAAGGAUUAACUCGAAGCAGGGACGUGCUUAGACUGGAGGUGGAAAACGUGAAAAAGUUCUACAGCAAUUUGAAGUCCUAUAAUUCUAAACUAAAAGCAAUUAAACAGGAGAUGAGUAAUAAAUUCCAAAUAAAAGAAGAGCCCCGAUUGGAAAUAAGGAGUGUUAAUAAUUUCGGAGCGGAUCCAACCGGAGAUCAUCGGGUCAACAUUACCCGUCCAAAUCAGCAUCCUCACAUUCCCAAUCCGACGGCCCAGCAUGAGUUUUACUACUCAAUUGGGCCUGAACAGACACGAGAUUGUCAUGCGUCCGAUAGUGGGCCUGCGUGCGCGGAAUAUGUUGGCCCACUCGGAAUCGAUCUGAAUUUCCCUGCAGCUGAGGCUUUUGGGCUGGAUUCACUGAAGCCAUUGGAUGCGGGUCAGGCCGCAGCUGAUAGACGGGCUGGAUUUGCUGAGGCGAGGAGAAAGAGGAAGGGGCUAAUGAGGGCCAAGUCCGUGAAGAGUGGUAUUCGUAGAAAUUGCCUACGGAAUUAA